UAUAUUACAUUGUCUUUCCUGUUCCAUACCAAUCAUCCUUCCCUCUCAUUUCCUCCAGGACCUAGUACGAGCCGGUGGUCAACUCCAGGGAAAGAGCCUCCGGUUGGGCUUUGCUGACCUUGCUCCAUCCACUAUCUCUGGUCCUCCACCUAGUUCUUUGGAUCUCCUGACAACACCAAUCUCUCGACUCGUCCUGUUGACACGGCACUAUACCCAGGGGUGCUAACCCUGUCCAUCUCCAUCUCUGGUUUCCUGGACCCACCUCUCCCUCACCUCUCCCCCAGCAACCCUUCCCCUCCCUGGUCCGAGAUAUAGAUGUCUGUGCCCUCGGCCUUGGAGUUCCACUGGCAGAGCCUGGCUCGGCUGCCAAGCGGGCGUGUCUACCACUCCCUGGCGGAGGUGGGGGGGCAGAUGUACAUGCUGGGGGGCUGUGAUGCUGCAGGGAGGCCCUCCCCAGCCCUGGAACUCUACUCUCCAGAGGGGGACCAGUGGCUAAGCUUGCCCCCCAUGCCCACCCCUCGGGCGGGUGCGGCAGUGGCGGUGCUGGGCAAGCAGAUCCUGGUGGUGGGUGGUGUGGGGGAGGACCAGCGCCCUCUCAAGGUUGUGGAGGUGUACAACACAGAGGAGGGGAGGUGGAGGAAGAGGAGCGCCCUCAGAGAAGCACUGAUGGGGGUGGCCGUCACUGUAAAAGAUGGGCGUGCGUUGGCAGUGGGUGGUAUGGGUUCAGACCUGCUCCCUCGUAGUAUACUACAGCAGUAUGACCUGAGGAAGAAUGUGUGGGCACUACUGCCCCCUAUGCCCACACCGCGAUAUGAUGCUACAGCACACCUACUGGGCAACAAGAUCUACGUGGCAGGUGGGCGUCAGUGUAAGCGCACGUUGAAGGUCUUUGAGGUAUUUGAUUCAGAGACACGCUCCUGGAGUACACUACCCAACAUGCCGUGUAAACGUUCGUACGGUGGCGUGUUCUGGGACAGUUCGGGGAGGCUGUGUCUGCUGGGGGGGCUAAGGAAGGGAGGGGGCCACCAGAGCUCCAAGUUCACCAAUAAUGUCAACAUCUUUGAUACUAACCAGGGGUUAUGGUUGAAGUCAGAGGACACGGUGGCCAUGAAGACUAAGAGGGCUGACUUUGCCUCAUCUUUCCUCAGGGGCAGGAUGGUCGUAGCAGGAGGACUCGGUCACCAGCCUUCAGUUCUGGACACGGUGGAAGCCUUCCACCCUCAGAAGAGGAAGUGGGAGAGACUGGCUCCCAUGGCAAUGGCGCGAUGCUCUGCCUCGUCCAUCGUCAUCAGGGACCGCUUGCUGGUGGUGGGAGGAGUCAACCAGGUCCCUAGUUCAGCCCAUGAGAUCCUGUAUGUGAAAGAGGAGUGUCUGUAGGCUAGAGGACAUGACCCUUACAGGAUGAUUGACAGCAGGAUGACCACAAGAAGAUUCUGAAUUCUAGAACAUUCUAUUCAAGAUCAGUGGUUACAGUGCUUUCAUAAUAGCUGCUGGUCUGGGACAAGUGCAAUAUGUUUCCUAAGAUCUACAGAGGAAUAGAAAGGAUGGGGAAAUAAUGCCACAAACACAGAACAGUGCCCUCUCCUGGGUUGUCUAUGCACACUCAACUCCAACACACAGUGAGAGAACUGAUAUCACACAGGCUACACACAAAGAGAAUAGAUCCCAAUUAUCACCGUACUGACUCACAUCGUACAAAAUAUUCUACACCAGGGAUGGCCAACUUUGAUGGGCGUAGGCCCACUAAAAAUCUGAAUUCAUCAUGAGGGGCCGUAGUUACUCGCGGGUCUGCGUACCCACGUGGGCACAACCACAUUUCGAAAUUGCGCCUUGUGUAUUCUAAAAAAAAAAGGUAGCCAGUUGCACAUCCCUGUUCUACACAUACGAGGAGCUGGCUUUCUCUGUAAAUAAGUUAUUCAGAAGAGUUUUAGUAAUGUAAAGAUUCCUCUUCACUGUGUGUGAUCUCCCUAUAGAGAUUCUCAAGGUAUUCAAUAUUUGUUUUACUUUGCAUCUAUUGUUGUAGAUUUACUGCUUGCCUUGCCUUAAAUGUUUUUAACUGGACAUAUAGAUGUGAUCUUAACAGGGAGUAAAGACUAGAGCAAGGUAAUACAUUUUGUAUUGUUACUGAGAUAAAUACUGUUUAUUUGUUGUGUAUGAAAUGUGUGCAGUUUGUCAACAGUUUGAUAUUCCCUACUGUAGAUGCAAGUGACAUGUUAGUGUACACCCAUCUCUAAGACCUAAGUUAGCCAACUCCGGACAUACAGUACAGCACAGUAUGCAGUCGCUUGGACUAGCAUGAAGACAUGCACUUAACUGGAGUGUGCAUAUAGCAUGCAUGCAGACAUAGCAUGCAUAUAUCUGGAGCAAGUCAAAAUAAUGUAUAUGAAUUAACUGCACUACUGAAACAGAGUGUGCAAUCAUCAGGAGUUGACUGUACCCACUGAUGGAGGCCGCUGAGGGGAGGACUGGAAUGGCUGGAAUGGACAGAAUGUAUUGGUAUCAAACACAACCAUGAUACCAUUCCAUUUACUCCAUUCCAGCCAUUAUUAUGAUCCAUCCUCCCAUCAGCAGCCUCCACUGAAACCUACAUAUUUGAAUGGGUUGCCUAUGGAUUGCUAUGGCAAUAGGAAUUAUAUAGGUGUGAGAAGGUUAAUCAUGUAAUGUCUGGUUUAAAUAUAUAUCAAAUGGUGUAUGUUCUUUAAUCCUAUUUAAGAUCUGUUGCUCUUUUUAAAAUCCCCAUUUAAAAAAAUAUAUGUUAUACUCGUGAUUACAUGCAAUACUGGUUUUCGGUUCAUCUGUUUUGGUUUGUAAUUAGUGCACUGUGUAUUGACAAUUGAUUUCUGUCAAAUGUACGUAUUAAUGAAUAGCUUCAUUCUCAGGAUGUUAUUAAAAAGCACA
Molecule: messenger RNA, 2898 nt
Organism: Oncorhynchus nerka (sockeye salmon)
Lineage: Eukaryota; Metazoa; Chordata; Actinopteri; Salmoniformes; Salmonidae
Product: kelch domain-containing protein 8A-like
Exons: 7
Coding region: 316-1377 (353 amino acids)
Molecular function (GO): protein binding
Source: RefSeq, a predicted model, not a curated record